AUGGCAAGUCCUACGCAAAAUGUUCUUUUCCUCACAAAUUGUGAACUGGGACAGUGUAAUAUAGCCAUCGCCGUGGCAGAAGAAUUCAUACUCAGCGAUAAGUUUACUGUGCAUAUCGCUUCGUUUCGCCCACUCGCCGCAUUCAUAGAGAAGCUAAACAGAAAAGCGCCGAGCUCAAAGCCUGCGACAUUCCAUGAAAUACAUGGACCUUGCAUGGAAGACCUUGCCGUUCGUAGUAACGUCGGCCUUAUAACGCACAAGCCGGGAGUUUUGGGGACAAUAGAAGGUUUCCAGAAAGUUAACCGGGUAAUGUCAAGCUGGACUCCACAAGAGUACAGAAGGGCAUUCGAGCGAUGCGUGGAUAUCUUGAAAGAAGUUCAGCCGGUUGUGAUUGUUUUGGAUCCGAUCCUUCACGUGGGCUUAGAGGCCUGUCAAGGGUUUACGUCUCAACUUGUGGUUCUUUGGCCUGUGCCAUUGAAAGAUAUUGUUAUACUGAGCCAGCCUUGUGCAAGAGCCUUGUGGCAGUAUCCGAUCAAUAUUGAUGACCAUACGGCAUUCUCCAUCAGUUGA
Penicillium angulare is the source of this 570-nucleotide messenger RNA. RefSeq lists its product as uncharacterized. The record is from RefSeq and is a predicted model, not a curated record. Bases 1 to 570 code for a protein of 189 amino acids. Lineage: Eukaryota; Fungi; Ascomycota; Eurotiomycetes; Eurotiales; Aspergillaceae. The transcript has 2 exons.